Biomphalaria glabrata is the source of this 2268-nucleotide messenger RNA. RefSeq lists its product as uncharacterized. The record is from RefSeq and is a predicted model, not a curated record. The transcript has a single exon. The coding region runs from base 419 to 1690 and encodes 423 amino acids. NCBI's taxonomy places the organism in Eukaryota, Metazoa, Mollusca, Gastropoda, Planorbidae. Gene Ontology annotation, molecular function: protein dimerization activity.
UGGUAGAUCUUGUGACCGAGUUGAAUCUACCUUUGGCUACUUUAGACAAAUUCACAAAGGCAUUCAAACUUAUGUUUAAAGAUGAUAUUGCUAAGGAUUUUCAAUGUGGACGCUCCAAAGGUACAGCAAUAGUUAAAGAAAUAGCAGCCAAAACAACACUUUCCUUGGCUGAACGUAUGAAAAUGUAUCCAUUUACAAUAUCUACUGAUGGAAGCAAUGAUUGUGGCAGCUGCAAAUUAUUCCCCAUUGUUGUUCGAACAGUUGAUCCAAACACCAAGCUAGUUAAUUUGCUGUCAAUACCUGUUUGCGAGGGCUCUGCACUGGUGAGAACAUUUUUAAUUUAUUACAUGCUGAAAUUUCAGCACAUAAUAUUCCAUGGACAAAUUGUCUAUCAUUUGGCGCAGAUAAUGCACCAGUGAUGGUAGGCAAAGACAAAGGUGUACUUGGGUAUAUAGCAAAGCAACACUCCAAUAUUUUUAUGUCAGGAUGUGCGUGCCAUCUUGUACACAUAGCUGCUGAAAAGGCUGCCUUUUGUCUUCCUCUCAGUAUAGACCAGCUGCUGAUAGAUGUCUAUUACUACCUUGACAAAAGUAGCAAAAGACAAGGAGCUUUUAAAGACAUGCAACUUUUGCAUGAAGUAAAGCAAAACAAGAUAUUGAAGCAUGUGUGUACAAGGUGGUUAAGCAUAAAAAAAUGCUUGCCACGAGUUCUGGAUAAUUGGGAGCCUCUUCUGGCAUUCUUCAAGAAUGAAGAAAAAUUAUCUACCUCUGCAUCGAAGGAACAGGCUUCAAACCUAAGAAAAAUUUUUUCUUCUCCCACUAAUAGGUUAAUUUGCCUUUUUUUGAAUGAUGCCCUGCAACCGUUUGAUGAGUUCAACACUUAUUUUCAAAGUGAGGAACCAAAGAUUCACUUGUUGCAAAGCAAGCUACAAAUACUUGUGAAAUCUUUGUUGAUCAGAUAUAUCAAGCCAUCUGCAUUGCUUGGGGUGAGAGUCACUGAAGUUGACAACCUUAACAAGUCCAACUUUAAAGACAAUACAGACCUACAUUUAGGACAAGCUGCUUCGGAUUUCAUUGAGAGGAAAAAUGAAGUACAUCUCAGAGAAGAAAAAAUAAACCUCUUCUAUGAUGGUGUCAAAGCAUUUUUUAAUGCUGCUGUGCAAUAUCUCAAAGUUAAGCUUCCCCUGAAUGAAGAGCUGCUUAGACAUAUGGAAGUUGUUGAUGUCUUUAAACAAACCUCUUCUUCAUCUGCAUCACUGGAUUAUUUUUUAAAAAGAUAUCCAGUACUGUUGCCAAAAAAUGUGAGUGCAUCUGAUUUAAAGCUUGAGUUUUCACUAUACCAAGCCACUGAUAUACAGUCUUGUAUGAAAGAAAGAUUAGAUGGCACAUGGGCUGCAAUUGGAAAAAUGAAUGACAAUGGUAAAAAUUUGUUCAAAAAUUUGGCUGAGGUUAUGCUAGCACUAUUGACAAUCCCUCACUCUUCUGCACAUUGUGAGAGAAUAUUUUCUCUUGUACGCAGAAAUAGAACGGAGUUUAGAAGUCGUCUAAAUAACGAAACUAUCGAGGCUCUCCUUAUUUGUAAAUCCAGGCCUGGAGAUGCAAUUAACCGAGUGUAUUCUGACAGUGAACUGGAAGACCUGAAGAGUGCUUACUACAAGUCACUCCAGGCUUCUCACUCUGGCAAGGACUAAUGUAUUUCAAAGCACUGUAAAUAUUGUAAAUAACUGUGUAUAUAAUAGUGUAUAUAUUGUAGAAGCACCUUAAUGGAAAGCUGAAUGUUUCAAGAAUGUUUUAAUGGAUAUUCCAAUUGAUAAAUCGUUAUAGGUAUGUAGUUUUAAUUACAAUAUAAAUAAGUAUAACUGAUUUAACAAUGCUUUCGCAGUUACUAUUUAUAAUAUUACACUAAAUUGUCUUUUUUUUCCGAUGACUUGCUUGUUCCACAUUGGGGUCCAAAGUUCCACAUUUUCAGCCUGAGUGUUCCACAUUCAGGGUCUUGGGGAUAGGCAUGUCUGUAGAUACCACAUGUAGAACUAUACUUUUAAUCUUAUUCUGUGAUUUUUUUUUGGUUUGUGCAUUCAAAGCUUUUGUUCAUUUAUUCUAGAUCUGUUUUUGUAUAUUGCACUUAGAUCUAGAUGGAAAUAAACUCAAAUUCAUUAUCUAAUUUACUAGUCUAGAUCUAGAAUAGACUAAGCCUACCAAAUAGGAUUAUUUAUAGAACUAUCUAUGGAGUAGAUUGGAUCUAUAUUUAAGAUAUUAACAACUAAUAAUA